Molecule: messenger RNA, 517 nt
Organism: Paramecium octaurelia
Lineage: Eukaryota; Ciliophora; Oligohymenophorea; Peniculida; Parameciidae
Source: the annotation of a GenBank genome assembly
AUGUCAUUAUACUAUCAAUUAAAAAAAAAUAUAAUAGAACCAAAAAGAGAAAUAGAAUUCAAAAACUUUAAAAUUCGAAAUCGCUAUUUAGUUGUAAAACAACUAAAGAGUAGAAACAUAUUCCAAUUCUAAAAUAUGAGCUCAUUUAGUCCUAAUAGAGUUAAGCAACUACCCAAGUUAAGAUUACCGAGUUUUCCUAAUUCUGACAGCAAUCGAUAAUGCCUUGCUAAAAGUCCUUAGAACAUUCUUAAACAGGCUAUUCUCUAAUAACCUUACCUAUAAUUGCUUAGUUAAUAGAGCUAAGAUCUAAAUAAAUCAAUAACUUAAUAACGACAAAUUGAUAAGUCAAUUAAAAAAAAUAAAGGAAACCCUAUAUAUUAAGUUGAUGAUUUAAGCUUUGAGUAUAGAAUUCCGAAGUCUCUCAUGAAAUACUCAUUUUAAUUUAGUAACAAUAGAUAGUAAUAUAUUUUGCAUAAAAUAUAGAUUCAAUUUAAGUCCAACAAAUAAAUAAAUUUGA